AUGCUGAAAUUUGUUACGAAAGAGGAUGAAGUGGUACCAUCAAGCACUGAUCCAGAGGGACUCAGCAGCUGCACAGUCACUGAUGCAGGAUGUAGCACUGAAGCCAGUCCAUCAACCAGCUAUGAAGGUACAGAUGCGGUGGUCACAACUGGUGACAACCUACAGUCUGGGAGUAGUUCUAUAAUCAUAGAGAAACCGUCACUCAUUAAAGAAGUAGAAACUGAUGUGGUGUCCCCUGUGAGUGCUCUGCAAGUUGAUCCUUCUCUCUGGCCAUCUCGUCUAACAGAUUCUGAUCGCCUUGAAAUUGUACAGAGAGGACCAUUUAAAGUAGAAUCAGAUUUUUCUUUCCCCAAAGACAAAGAUGGACGAGGUUUUAAUAGUUUGCAAUGCUAUCGCAUACUCACAAAUGGAGAGAAGGUGUUAAGAAGUUGGCUUAUUUAUUCAAAGCAGAAAAACUGUGUGUUUUGUUUUGCUUGUAAACUCUUCAGUACCAAAGACACAAACCUGUCAAGGGAGGGUUUUAGUGACUGGUCCAACCUCAGCAAGAGUCUCAGGAGUCACGACAAUGCCUUAGACCACACACAAUCCAUGUUGAAAUGGAGGGAACUUGAGAUGCGUCUAAAGAACAAGAAGACAAUAGACCAUCAAGAAUUAACUCUCUUAGAGGCAGAAAAAAAAAGGUGGCGUGAUGUCCUCACACGAUUAGUCAGCAUCACAAUAUCUUUGGCAUCCCGAAAUCUUGCUUUUAGGGGCUCCUCAGAUCGUCUCUACGAAGCAAACAGUGGCAACUUUCUCAAGGAAGUCGAGCUUCUUGCACUGUUUGAUCCUGUGAUGGAAAAUCAUCUGUCAAGAGUCAAGGACAAAAGCACUCGCACACAUUACCUUGGACAGCAAAUCCAAAAUGAGCUGAUACAGCUUAUAAGUGACAAAAUACUGAAGACCAUUGUGUCCAAUAUUCAUCAGGCAAAAUACUAUUCAAUUAUUCUUGACUGCACCCCGGAUACAAGCCAUAAAGAACAAAUGUCAGUCAUAUUGCGGACUGUGGCCUUGGAGCCAAAGCCAGAGGUUAAAGAAUACUUUCUAGGAUAUGUGGAGGUCUUCGAAACCACUGGCUUGAAUCUGUCAAAUGUGAUACUGGACAAGCUUCAGGAGCUUCAGAUUCCUUUUGAAAAUUGCAGAGGACAGGCCUACGAUAAUGGUGCUAAUAUGAAAGGUAAAAGUCAAGGAGUGCAAGCGAGACUGCUAAAGCAAAACCCAAGAGCUCUGUUUGUACCUUGUGGAGCACAUUCAAUGAAUCUUGUGAUAGCAGAUGCAGCAAAGGCGUCUAAGGAUGCUGUUGGCUACUUUGGUUAUGUGCAGAAACUCUUCACAUUCUUUUCAGGAGCUACACAACGAUGGAACAUCUUGUUGAAGCAUGUCCAUCUCACAUUGAAGUCUUGGAGUGAUGUAAGAUGGGAAAGCAGACUGCAAAGCAUUACAGCUGUCAGACACCAAGUGAAGGAGAUCAGAAAUGCUCUUAUUGAGGCAAGGCAAGCUGUGAAUGAUCCAGUUGCCAAAGUAGAGGCUCAAGCCCUUGCAGAAGAAGUGGCUUCAUUUAGGUUUCUGAUAUGCACUGUUGUAUGGUUUGACAUCUUAACACAUAUUAACCAGGUGAACAAGAUGCUUCAGUCCAGUUCAAUGCAACUGGAUGUUGCUGUUUGACUCAUUGAGAGUGCAAAACAUUCUCUCAUGAAAUACAGACAGUCUGGAUUUGUGGAUGCUCAGUCAACUGCAAAGGAACUCUGUGAAGCCCUAAACAUAGAGCCUGAACUUAAGGAGAAAAGGCUGAGAAGCACUAAAAGGCAUUUUGCCUAUGAGGCUGCAGAUGAGCCUAUCAGUGAUGCCCUCAAAAAGCUUGAGGUUACCUUUUUCAAUAGUGUUGUGGACUCUGCUUUGGCAUCACUUCAAGAGAGAUUUGAAAUUUUCACUCAGGUCAAAGACAGAUUUGGAGUUCUGCUUGAUUUCAGCCAAGUUCAAGGGAUGUCAAAAGAGACUUUACAGAAACACUGCACUGAGGUAGAGAAGACAUUGACUGCAGUGGAAAAAGGAGGUUCUGAUAUUGAUGGUCAAGAGCGAGCUCAAGAAAUCAUAAACCUUCCACAGUUGCCACCACUCACAACGGCUCUGGAGAUGCUAUCAUUUCUCCAUGACAACCACCUACAAGAGCUGUAUCCAAAUCUCUGGAUUGCUCUGCGCAUAGCAGUGACGCUCCCUGUAACUGUUGCCUCUGCUGAGCGCAGUUUUCUAAAAUGAAGCUCAUCAAAACGUACUUGCGCUCAUCUAUGGCACAAGAGCGCAUGAGUGGUCUGGCAAUUGUCAGCAUCAACUCUCAAUUAGCAAAGGCUUUAUCAUAUGAAGAGCUCAUUUACGACUUUGCCUCAAGAAAAAGCAGAAGUGUGCCUUUGUAAAUUUUGAACUUUGGAAAGCUCCAGCAGAUGACAGUGUUGAUUUUAUUUCAGUUUAUUAUUGUUUAUUUUAUUUAUUAUAAAUGUUUUAUUUAAAGUGUAAUUUUAGUUUGUAUUUUUUGCUGUAGAGCUACAAUUGUAAUUUAUAAAUGAUACAAUUUAUUUAUGUAUUUACUUUUAUUUGAAUAAAGUUCUAUUUUGGCCCCUAUAGUAGGUGUUUUUUUAUUAUUUUAUUUUUACUUCCGUAAUAUUUGGGGGAGGGGGCACAAAAGUAAAUUUCUGCUUAGGGCACCCAUUUGGCCAGCAGCGGCCCUGUACACACAAUAAAACAGAUAAUAUGACAACCUGAUAUUUUGGUGGUACUCAGGGACAGCCACACCCCUCCUAAAAUGUUCCCGCCCAUUACAUAAUUGGGAUUUGGAGGGUCCUACCGGUUUAUAAGGACACUCAUUUUACAAUACACAAAUCAUGUCAAUUCCCUGGAUUACAGAGACCAAUGUGUUUUACAGGGACUUGUACAUACACAAGACACAGACAUGACACUAUGCUGCAUUACCAAGACCAAGGUGAAUAAAGAGUGCCCGAUCUUAAACACAACACACAACCGCACGUCUUCCAACAUUACAGGGACCAAUGUGAUUUACUAGCACAGGCCAAUACACAACACACAAACAUGACACUAUGCUGCAUUACCAAGGCCAUGGUGAAUAAAGGGUGCCGGAUUUUAAAUAAAAUUUACAACACUAAAGAGACCAAUGUCAAUGUGUUUUAGAAGUAAUUUAAUUACACUUUUAAAUAACACAAUAUCUUUUUUUCCUUUUAGUUUUUACCAUGUUUUACAAGCAUAACAUGCAAUUUUACGGAGAAAAGUGACAUCCACAAAUUUCAAAAUAUGGACAUUAAAACAACAAUAAAAAAUAAACUAAACUAAACUAUAAAAUAAAAUAAAGCCUCACUGAAAUGCAAGAAUGUAAACCACUCAAAACUGCAAAUAUUUACAAAACAGCACAUGUUGUGAAGAUGCCAUUAAACAGGUACUGAAAUGUGUAAGAUUAACUCUCUUAAGGGACCGUUCAUCCACAUAUGACAAUUUAGUCCUUUCAUCACACUCAUGUUGUUCCAAACCCAUAUGACUUGUCCUCUCCAGUGGAACACAAAGGAGAUGUUUAGCAGAAUAUUUCAGACAACCACAGCUUUAGACACCAACACCAUUCACAUUUAUUACACCACAUCCAUACAGUGAAUAUCAGUGUUGUUUGAGGAUGACACUGGCCAAAACAGUCUGCUAAACAUCAUCUUUGUGUUCCACUGAAGAGCUCCAUGUGGGUUUGGAACAACAUAAGAGUGACAAAAAGACAGGACUGAAAUAUUUUGACAAACUAUUCCUUUAAGUCAAACUUCAAGAUUUCUAGAGUGGGAUGUGAUUAAGUACUGCACAAUAAAAAAAAAUACCUAAAACAACAACCAAAUCUUAACAGAACAGAACAAAUGAGAACAGGAUGUUGUCACAUAUUUUGGGUUUUUCUUUUCAAGAUAAUUCCCCAGUUUCUCACAAAGUCUGUUAUGUUUUGAGUGCUGCGUCUUACCAAACCAGGAUCGUCAUCAGUUUUACAUUGCUGGCACUCAGUCACUGGCCGCCAGUUUUCCUUUGGCUAUAUGUAAAAAUAAAUAAUAAUAAGUAAUAAUAAAAACAACAACAACAAAAAAUACUUUAGUAAAUUCUAACUAGCUUGUACUUAGUGGAGAU
This is a messenger RNA of Labeo rohita (rohu), 4191 nucleotides long. Its product is annotated as zinc finger MYM-type protein 1. Bases 1 to 1701 code for a protein of 566 amino acids. The transcript has a single exon. The record is from RefSeq and is a predicted model, not a curated record. NCBI's taxonomy places the organism in Eukaryota, Metazoa, Chordata, Actinopteri, Cypriniformes, Cyprinidae.